CGCCAUGCCUGAGCCUGCCAAGUCCACUUCUGCCCCAAAGAAGGGUUCCAAGAAGGCGGUGACCAAGGCCCAGAAAAAAGAUGGUAAGAAGCGCAAGCGCAGCCGCAAGGAAAGCUAUUCCGUGUACGUAUACAAGGUGCUGAAGCAGGUCCACCCGGACACUGGUAUUUCGUCUAAAGCCAUGGGCAUCAUGAAUUCGUUCGUUAACGACAUCUUCGAGCGCAUCGCGGGCGAGGCGUCGCGCUUGGCGCAUUACAACAAGCGCUCGACCAUCACCUCCAGGGAGAUCCAGACGGCCGUGCGCCUGCUGCUGCCCGGCGAGCUGGCCAAGCACGCCGUGUCAGAGGGCACCAAGGCAGUCACCAAGUACACCAGCUCCAAGUGAGUCACUGAUUGCAGAGCGAUUGAUCAGACU
Eubalaena glacialis (North Atlantic right whale) is the source of this 415-nucleotide messenger RNA. Its product is annotated as histone H2B type 1-C/E/F/G/I-like. Gene Ontology annotation, cellular component: nucleosome. The record is from RefSeq and is a predicted model, not a curated record. The coding region runs from base 5 to 385 and encodes 126 amino acids. The transcript has a single exon. Lineage: Eukaryota; Metazoa; Chordata; Mammalia; Artiodactyla; Balaenidae. Gene Ontology annotation, molecular function: protein heterodimerization activity; structural constituent of chromatin; DNA binding.